This is a messenger RNA of Entrophospora sp. SA101, 1667 nucleotides long. The record is from the annotation of a GenBank genome assembly. NCBI's taxonomy places the organism in Eukaryota, Fungi, Glomeromycota, Glomeromycetes, Entrophosporales, Entrophosporaceae.
UGGUUCUAGUAACAAAUUAUGUUACUGCAAAGCUUGGCUUUAUUAAACUUGGUGAAAACAGCAAUGAAUUAAAAACAAUAGUAGAUAAAACUGAACAACAUUUUAAUGAUUGUCAAAAUUUUCAUGUUGUGUAUAGCCAAGAAGAAAAACUUAAAAUACUAGCUCUUGGAUCAAAUUCUACUUCGUCUCAAUCAUCUAAUUAUGGUCCUUUAGAUAAUUUUGUUGCCAGACCUUUAUCUAAAGCAGAUAAUGAAGUUUUUCAUAAACUUAUAUUAAAAGCCACUAUUUCUUGUGGUUUUCCAUUAUCUUGGGUGAAUAAUCAAGAAACAACAGAAUUAUUUAAAUUUCUCAACCCACAUAUCAAACUACCAGAUAGAAAAACCCUUUCCACUAAACUAUUGAAUGAUGCAGUUAAAGAAUAUGAUAAUGUCAUGUUAGAAAAAUUAAGAUUAGAUCAAAUAGGUGUCACACUUAUGUUUGAUGGAUGGACGAAUGUUAGGCAACAAGAAUUAAUGGGAUGUGUUCUUUUGAUGUCAGAUGGAGAACCAUGUUUCAAAAAUACAUCAGGCAAUGCCUUAAAAGUGUCUGCCUAUUUUAAAGAUGCUAGACAUAAAUAUUUCAUUGGCCAACUUCAUGAUAUUCAAAAAGAACUUUAUAGCAAAUAUAUUCAACUUGCACUUCCAUGUAAUACCAGGUGGAACAGUCAACAUAAUUGCUUUAAAAGUUUAAUUGCUACUAAAAAUGCUUUACGUUCUUUGGCAAUAAAAUUUGAUCCUUCUUCAUCAACGAAUACAUUGAAAAUUUCACAUGAAAUGUAUUGUAUUAUAAUGAAUGAAUCUUUUUGGGACGAACUUUUAAAAUUGGAUCAAAUUUUGAUUCCUUAUUGCAAUAUUUUGAAUAAACUACAAAGUGACAAGGCAAGAUUAUAUGAAGUUUUACAUUGUUAUGCAUAUUUGUAUCAAUUUUGGAAAAGUUAUUCUGAUGAACUCUUGGCCAGUAGAAUAUUAUCAAGAUUGGAAAAUAGAUGGAGUUUAUGGGAACAACCUCUUCUCAUUCUUUCUUGGCUUCUUCAUCCUUUUGAAAAUAAUAUUCACAAAUAUUGGUGCUGGGUUCAGGAUGCCUAUCCAGAAAUUGGAAUUGUUGCAGCACCUAUUUUUGGUAUUUGUAUUAAUGCAGCUUCAGUAGAACGACUGUGGAGUAGUAUGGGAUUUUUUCAUUCAAAAAAUCGAAAUAGAUUGGAGUUCACUAGAGUCUUAGAAAUGGCAAAAUUGAAGGCUGGCAUUACAUAUAAUCAACUUCUUCAACAAGAACUUUCUUUAUCAAAUAAAGAAAUAAAUUUAGAAGAACAGAAUAGCAUUGAAAGAGAAAUGAUAUUGGAAGCUGAAUCUUCAAAUGUAAAUACUAACUUAAAUGAAGAAAGUUAUUUGGGUGAACAAAAUGAUGAACAGGAUAAUAAUAGUUUAGAAGCACAGUUUAAUAAUAAUUUGGGUGAGUGGAUAGAAAUUCUUCAAGAAGAAGAAAAUGAAUCUCUAAAUGAGCUUAUAAACAUUGAAGAUGAUGAAUUUUAUAACUUAGAUGUUCAAAGUAUUGAUCAUCCAGCAACAAGCUCCGAUGGGAAAUGGAAAUUGGAAGUUAUAUUAAAAAACGAUAUACAUUGUCCUUUUUAA